AAUUGCACUUAGGUAUACCGACAGUGGUCAAGCCAAUCCGCUGCUUGUGUUAGUCUUUGCAUCAUGGCGGCGCCCGAAAAUGCCGAAAACGUGUUUGACGUGAUUAUCGGGACGUACGAGGAGUUUCUCCUCGGGUACGCUCUGCACAAAGGCAGGGAUGGACAGUUCAGCCUGCAGCAGUUCUUCACAAACCACUCGCACCUCGGAUCCGUGCGAUGCGUGACUGCCGGCGGCAAGUUCGUCGCGUCCGGUAGCGUCGACGAGACGGUCCGCUUGUUCAACAUGCGAAGUCGCAGCGAAAUGGGCUCGCUCAUGCAGCACGAAGGCACCGUAAACAGUCUGCAGAUGUACAAGUCGAGCCACUUGUUCAGCGCCAGCGACGACACCACCGUGUGCGUCUGGAGCACGGGCAGUUGGCAGUGCUUGAAGACCCUACGCGGUCACAAGGGCGAGGUGCUGUCGCUCGCCGUCCACCCGAGUGGUAAGCUGCUGCUCUCGGUCUCCAAGGACAAGACGCUGCGGACGUGGAACCUGGUGAAGGGACGCAACGCGUACGUCACAAACAUCAAGGCCGUGGCCGAAUUCGUCCAGUGGUCGUCGCCCGACGGCGUGUACUUCGUCGUCGGCGUCGGAAACAGGCUCGACGUUUACAGCACCGAGAAGGCCGGCAAGGUGCACUCGAUCGACUUCGGCAAGCGCGUGGGCGCCGUGGCGUUCCUCUCGGACGACGUAGUCAUGCUCGCGGGCGAGGGCGGCAACGUCGAGGUGCACAACGUCAGGCGCAAGUGCGUCUACCAGAUGUUCGCGGCGCACGCCAGCAGCCGAGUCAAGGCUAUGCAGAUCGUCAGAGUGCCAUCGGCCGACGACGGAACAUUCCUGGUGACCGCCGGCAGCGACGGCUCGGUCAGGGUGUGGAGCGUCGACUUGGAGAACUUGGACGCCAGUCCGAGCUUGCUGUGCGAGGCGCGGUGCGGGUGCAGGAUCACCUGCAUGGCCGUCCACUCCGUCCACGAGGAGGACAGUGGGCCGAGAAAGGCGAAACGAAAGAAGAAAAGAAAGAACGUUGCGGCUGAGGGAAGUGAACAGGCAACCGGUGAUGUCGGCCACAAUGAUGAGUUGGUCGCAAAGAGCGAAGACAUCGAACAGCGCUUGGACACAAGCGGUGAUGAGCAGACUGGAGAGGCUAAGCAUGUUUCCUUUUCCGAAGAGGUAGAAACUAGCCAAUACGAAGUUGACGCAACUGAAAGUGAAGCAGAGAGAGACGAUAAUGACAACGGUAGCCUGGAUGGUGGUGCCAACGUUGAGAACGAAGCCGACGAUAGAGAGGCUGGGACACCUAAUCGGCGGUCACGGAAACGGAAAAAGAAGGCUGCCAAACAGACGUCUCCCACCGCUGAAUCCUCUGCAAAAAAGCAGGCUCUUGAUAAAGCACACUCCAAGACAACGCCCAAGAGGAAAAAGAGGAAGAGUAAUAAUAAACCAUAGGUUUUUUUUCUAAAAGUA
Molecule: messenger RNA, 1503 nt
Organism: Rhipicephalus microplus (southern cattle tick)
Lineage: Eukaryota; Metazoa; Arthropoda; Arachnida; Ixodida; Ixodidae
Product: p21-activated protein kinase-interacting protein 1-like
Molecular function (GO): protein binding
Source: RefSeq, a predicted model, not a curated record